AUGAUUCAGUUGGAAAUCAAUGAAAAUGCCAGUAAAUAUUUAUUUAUAUCAGUAAUAGAGUAUUAUAUAAGGAAGGAGUUAUUGCCAUUAUUAACAACUGUUAAUAAUCAUCAUAUUAUAUUGAAACAUCAAUUUAACUGUUUAUUAGAUUUAUUAUUUAAUGAGAAGAAGACCGAAUUAUACAAGGCAGAUCAUAAUAUAAUCAAUGAAUUUAAUAUAAAACAAGUUUCAAAAAUUGAUUUGGUGGUUAGUUUAUUAAAUGGGAAUAAAGAAUUAAAAUUACCAAAAGUUACAACAUUUGAUAUAAUUGAAAAGUUAAAUAAUAAUCAACAAUUUAAUCAAGACAUCAAUAUAGUUGAAGAAAAUAUAUUAAAUAAAUUACUUUUAUUAUUUCAUGAAAUAUUCAAUUUUUAUUCAAAUUUCAAAUUAGAAGAUAUAAAUUCUUAUAUUAGUCAAUUUAUAAUAACCGAGAGUAAUAAUUCAUCACAAUUUGAUUCAAUUUUAAAUUAUUUAGGUACUAAAAAUGUUGAUCUAGAUGGUUUUUACCAAUCAUUUUGUUCAUUAUUAAAUUUCCAACUUAAAUUAUUAACUAAUGAUUAUGACGAUAACUCAAAUGAUUUAGAAAUUAAUAAAUUUAGAGAAUUGGGUAAUAAUUUAAUGUCAAAUCAAGCUUAUGCUCAAGCUAUAAAGAUUUAUACUGAUGCUUUAAAUUUAUAUUCUACAACUAUCAAUUUAAAGAAAUUUCCUCAAUUAUAUACAAAUAGAUCAAUUUCAUUUAUUGGUUUAAAUUGUGUACCUGAAGCUAUAAAUGAUUUAAAUUCUGCUUUAAUUUUAGAUAGAUGUUUUACACCAGCUUGGACUCAAUUAGGUUAUUGUCAUUUAUAUAUGGGUAAUGCAUUAAUUGCAUUAAAUUGUUAUUUAAUUGCCCUUAAAACUACCGUUGGUGAAAUUUAUCCAAUUGAAAAUUUUCCAAAACAUUUAAUUGAUGAUUUUAAACAAAAUAAGUUGAAAUUAAUUUUACCUCAAUUUAUUCAAAGAUUAAGUCAAGCUAUUGCAUUAACUGAAAAAAGAUCAUAUCAACAAAAUGAACCAGAAGAUAAAAUAAAAAAAAUUGUUAGUGAAGUUAUAAGAAUUUUAGCUCAUUUAAGAGCAAUUAGUUCUGAUCAAGAUCGUGAUUUUUUUACUUAUUUGCCAGUUUAUAGAGAUUCAAAUUUAAGAACCUUAAGUGAAAGAUCAAAUCUUAUUAGACCAAAUAUUUUAACUUCAGAAGUUUCACAAAAUAUGUUAACAAGAAAUAGUUUACAAGUUUCUGAAAUUAGUCCAGUAACAAACACUACAACAACGACAAAUAAUGAACAACAAACUAAUGAACCAAGAACUAAUGAAACAAGAACUACAAAUACUGAUGGUGGUGAUAGAUCUACUGUUGAUAUAAUUAUGGGAAUGAUGAAUGGUGGUGAGAAUAAUAAUAAUAAUGGUAGUAAUAAUAAUAAUAUCACUAAUAAUAAUAGUAAUAAUAACAAUAAUAAUGAAGGUAAUUCAAACGUAUUUGAAUUGUUCAGAAAUUUCAUUUCUGAAAAUAGAAAUGGUCAGGGUGGUCAGGGUCCAAAUGAAACUACAAAUCCAGAUGGUGGUAUAAUGAGAGAUAUAUUUGGAGGUAAUUUUCCACAAAAUUUAAUACAAGGUAUUGAAAGAAUGGCAAAUAGUGGAAAUGGUAGAGUUAUAAUUAAUGGAAGAGAAGUUUAUCCACCAAGACAAACUACUCAAAAUUCAAAUACGAAUACAAAUCAACAACCACAAAAUCGAGAAGUACAAAAUCAAGAAGAACAAAAUCAAGAUCGAAAUCAAACUCAAGAUUCAAAUCAAAGAUCUGGAGAUGAUGUAGAAAUGGGAGAAUUGGACUAA
This is a messenger RNA of Insectozyma verbasci, 1905 nucleotides long. NCBI's taxonomy places the organism in Eukaryota, Fungi, Ascomycota, Pichiomycetes, Serinales, Debaryomycetaceae. The record is from the annotation of a GenBank genome assembly.